CUUGUUCUAGAUACCCUUCACUUGACUGGGCUAUCUCUAUAGGCUAUCUCUAGAGAAGAGCGCAGGAAGUGAAGGAGGAUGCCUGCGUCUGCUGUUCACAGUGUUCAGUGUCCUGCGUGUGGCACAAAGCAGGACAAAGCUCCAGGACUUUCAUGUCAGGAGGACUACACGGGGACCUGCAUCAGCUGCGGCUUCUACAUGAAACUUCGACUACAACAGGGAGCUAGCGACGGCGUCACCUUCACCGUCAACGGCACUCAGUGCACAGUAAGAGAUGAGUUUAACCCCGCCACAUCCCUCAACGAGUACCUGAGGAGGACAGGUGUGUCCCGGGGUACGAAGCAGCUGUGUAUUGAAGGAGGGUGUGGGGUGUGUCUGGUGGCCGUGAAACUGUACGAGCCGGUCAGCGCCACGUCACAGGUGUACGCCGUCAACUCGUGUUUAGUCCAACUGUACAUGUGUGACGGGUGGGAGAUAACGACCAUCGAAGGACUGGGCAAUGUCCGAACUGGCCUCCAUGCGAUACAAAAGCGUCUGACUAAGUACAAUGGAGCUCAGUGUGGCUUCUGUAGCCCCGCCCUCAUGAAUAUGUAUGGUUUGCUUCAGAGAAACCCCACACCCACCAUGCAGCAGGUCGAGGACGCCUAUGAUGUCUCUAUUUGCCGCUGCACAGGGUACAGACCAAUCCUGGACGCCAUGAAGUCAUUCGCUUCAGACGCCCCACCCAACCUCAAAGGCGGCAUGAUUGAUAUUGAGGAUUUGAACCCCAAGAUGUGCAAAAAGACCGGUACGAAAUGCGAGGGCAAGUGUGACAACAAGAGAGACAAGAAAGCGCUGUUCCAGUGAUCGACAAGAAGACAGUGGUUCAAUCCUAACGUGGGCGCCAGGGCUGUGUGGUUCAAACCCACCACACUGCAAGAGCUGUACACCCUGCUCCAUCAGCACCGCGCGGACAACUACCGCCUGGUCUUCGGCAACUCUGGCUUUGGUGUGUACAAAGAGAUUGGACCUUGGAUGUACGACAUUUUAAUUGACAUCAGAGGAAUACAGGAGUUAUACAGGAUAGAGUUCACUCCCUCGCUGGUGUGGGGCGCUAACCUGACGCUGACCAACAUCCACGACCUGUGCGACAAGGCGCGCAGCAACGCAUCACUGCCGUACGCCGCCGUCUUCGCGGAGCACAUCAAGAAAGUGGCCAACAAUGGCGUCAGGAACUUAGCAUCAUGGGCAGGCAACCUCAUGCUCAAACACAGACACCCAGAGUUCCUUUCCGACAUCUUCACCAUGCUGGAGGUCGUUGGAACCAGACUUCUGAUUGGCGAUGAAACCGGAAACAGAAGCCAGUGCACCUUGAAAGAGUUUCUCAGCCUGGACAUGCAGGGCAAAGUCAUCGAGGCAGCCUUACUCCCAACCUACACCGACACCAACUACUACAUCCGACUUUACCGUGUUUCACAGAGACUACAGGCUGACCAUGGUCACGUGAUAGCAGGGUUCAACAUGAAGAUAGACAAGACCAACAACUGCACGGUGCUACAACGCCCAACUAUAGUGUUCCAGGGCAUCAGUGGCACGCUGAACCGAGCUGAAAAUACUGAGGCCUUUCUGGAAGGAAAGCAGCUGGGCGAUCCUCAAGUUCUCAGAGACUCCUUUUCCAUGCUGAACAUUGAGCUGACCCCUGCCAGUGACCCUCUAGCGGCCAGUCCUGAGUAUCGCCGAAGUGUUGCAACCUCUUUCUUUUACAAGUACGUGCUGGAAGUGUGUGGAGACAAGGUGGCUCAGAGGUACCGCAGUGGCGGCGCCAGUCUGGUGCGCCCAGUGUCGUCAGCAAAUCACUCGUACGACACUCGCAGGGAGGAGUGGCCCCUCAACGAGCCCAUGACAUCCAUCGACGCAGAUUAUCUGGUUUCUGGGACGGUUCGAUACCUUGAUGACAUCCCUCUGGAACCGAACGAGCUGCACGCUGCCUUAGUUAUCAGCAAAGAGGGAAACGCUGAGAUCGCAUCCAUCGACUCCCAGGUGGCGCUGUCUUUACCAGGGGUGUACAGGUUUAUCCAAGCGUCCGACUUUCCAACAGGCGGAAAAAAUGAUUUAAAUCUUCUUGGUCAAACCCCAGAAGAGAUUCUCUCCAGCGGUCGAGUGGAGUAUGCUGGUCAGCCCAUUGGCAUCAUCGUUGCAGACGACCCUCAAAUGGCAAGUACAGCUGCCUCCAUGGUCAAUGUGACAUACAAGAAUGUCCAACCCCCGUUGGUGGACAUCAGGACGGCCAUCAGCCAGAAAUCGUUCUUCCCUGAUCAGAAUGAUCCUGUCAUUAGAGGUGACCCAGACUCGGCCAUAGCCCAGUCCCCUCGCCGCCUGACUGGGUCUGUAGAAGUAGGAGACCAGUACCACUUCUACCUGGAGUCACAGAGCAGCAGGUGUGCCCCCAACGACACGGGGGGCCUGGACGUGCGGGCGACAACCCAGUGGGUGGACGGGACAGCAAAGUUGUGGCGGAGGCCCUCAACAUCCCAGUGCGUGAACCUGGAGGUCGAACGCCUAGGUGGCGCUUUUGGAAAAAUUACUCGCAAUGGAAUGGUCUCUGGAGCAUGCGCCUUGGCUGCUUAUUUAAUGCAAAGACCUGUGCGCUUGGUGAUGGACCUGCACACAAACAUGAAGUCGUUGGGAAAACGUCUUCCGUGUGUUGGCGAGUACGAGGUGGGGUUCACCGAGGAAGGGAAGCUCAAUGGAAUCAAACUCACUUACUAUUCUGACUGCGGUUGCAAUGAUUCUGAAUCAGGAUCAUUUUACGCUCCUUUCUACAUCGACAAUGUGUACUUUUGUCCAAACUGGAAUCUUACAACAGUCUCCGUAAAAACAAACAAACCAACCAACACUGCCUGUCGUGCGCCAGAUGCCCUGUCAUCUGAAUUCAUGAUCGAGGCUGUGAUGGAGCAUAUUGCGAAAGCCCUCAACAAAGACCCCACGGAAAUCCGAAAAAUUAAUUUCUACCAGAAAGGACAGUUUUCUCUAAAAGGCACAAGACUGGACUACUGCAACAUCGGGGAGAUUGUUUCGCAGUUAGAAACAUCUUCUGACUAUGAAACCCGGAAACGUCAAGUGGCAGAGUUCAAUCAGGCAAAUCGCUGGAAAAAACGUGGAAUUUCUCUGGUUCCUGCAAGAUACGGGAUGGGCUGGUCGGGUGGCCAUUACAGUGUGUUUGUGGCCAUCUACAACUCUGAUGGCUCUAUCGCAAUCGAACAUGGUGGCAUCGACAUGGGACAGGGAAUCAACACAAAGGUGGCGCAGGUGUGCGCCUAUGAGCUGGGUGUACCAAUGUCGCUGAUUCGAGUCAAAAAGAACUCUUCGACUGUCAACGCCAACUCACUGGUGACUGGAGGAUCCAUAGGAAGCGAACUGUGUUGCAUGGGAGUCAUCCAGUGUUGUCAGCGACUCAAGGCGAACAUGGCGCCAGUUCGGAUGAGGAUGCCGAACAGCGCCUGGAAGGACAUUGUUAGCGAGUGUUACCGCAGUGGAAUCGACCUUUCAGCCCACGCCUACACGAACCCGUACAGCCAGUUCCCCGACCGUUACAACGUGUACGCAGCUGCCGUGGCGGAGGCUGAGGUGGACAUCCUCACCGGCCAGUCACAGCUCAACCGCGUGGACAUCUUGUACGACUGCGGGGAAAGUUUGAGUCCAGAAUUAGACAUUGGUCAGGUGGAGGGCGGAUUCAUGAUGGGUCUGGGAUGUCAUCUGCUGGAGGACAGCAAGUUCGACCCCAGAACUGGAGUCCUUCUCACGGACGGAACUUGGGAGUACAAGCCACCCUUACCUAAAGACCUGCCCAUAGAUUUCCGGGUGAACUUGUUGAGAAACGCACCCAAUCCUUUAGGGGUACUUCGAUCCAAAGCCACCGGUGAGCCUCCAGUGGUACUGAGCAGCUCCGCCCUCUUCGCCAUCAAGCGCUGUGUGGAGGCUGCACGUGCCGAGAUGGGUCACGACACGUACUUCCCACUGAAUUCGCCAGCGUUGGUGCAGCAUGUCCAGACAGCCUGCCAGGUGGACACUGCUCAGUUCACCUUUGGAAACUGAUUAUCUGUCCGUGAACUGUUACAUCAAAGUAACGUAUUAAGAGAGGAAUCAGCUGCCAAUUAGACAAGAUUAGAUUGUGAAAAGACUGAUGCCAAAGUGGUUCAUAAAAUUUGCCAAAAUUUGAUUCCGAGAUGUAGAAAAAAAUUGCUUCUACGAUUUUAUCAAUAUUUUUCUACAAGGUGUAUGGUGUACCUUUUCCACAUCAUUCCAUAAAACAUUUCAUGGCAAUGUCA
This is a messenger RNA of Pomacea canaliculata, 4307 nucleotides long. RefSeq names its product xanthine dehydrogenase-like. The record is from RefSeq and is a predicted model, not a curated record. Gene Ontology annotation, molecular function: FAD binding; 2 iron, 2 sulfur cluster binding; oxidoreductase activity. NCBI's taxonomy places the organism in Eukaryota, Metazoa, Mollusca, Gastropoda, Architaenioglossa, Ampullariidae.